Messenger RNA from Acinonyx jubatus (cheetah), 2248 nucleotides. Its product is annotated as thyrotropin-releasing hormone receptor-like. The record is from RefSeq and is a predicted model, not a curated record. NCBI's taxonomy places the organism in Eukaryota, Metazoa, Chordata, Mammalia, Carnivora, Felidae. Gene Ontology annotation, biological process: phospholipase C-activating G protein-coupled receptor signaling pathway. Gene Ontology annotation, cellular component: membrane. Gene Ontology annotation, molecular function: thyrotropin-releasing hormone receptor activity.
GCCAGGAGCCGGUGGGAAAGAACGGGUGCUGAGCUCGGUCAACCAGCAUCAGCCCAGCGGUAUCCGUGGAGAGAGCCGACGCGGGGUGGUGGCGGAAAGCCGAGCCAAGAGAAAGUCCAGCGAGGCGAAGACCCGACACCACACACCGCGCCUCGUUGACGGGACACCCCAGAUCGGAGUCCUGAGACCCGCGAACCUAGAGAGCGGAGGGAAGACCCGAGAGGGCUGCCGCAGUCGGUCCUGUGGGAGGCGGCGUCUGGGCGCCCAGUGCCCUCCUGGAGUGUCACGCUAGUCUGCGAAGCGCCCCUGCAGCAAACCUCACCCCGGGAAAGAUCGCGCCAGUCCAGGCUUAAAAGUCGUCUUGGAAACUGAGCGGCACGCGCCUAGCUCCACGUUCCUGCUCCUGAUUCCUCGGAGUCCUCAGCUUCCUGAGCGGCGACAGUGAGACCCUGCACGGAGCUGAGAAACCUGUUCGGCCGGAGACAGCUGCCGGACCCCCAACUUGCCGCUAGGAGAGCGCCUCCAGAUCGCCGGAGGGCACCUUUGCAGCCGGGGUGAUCCCCCCAACUCGCCACUGUCUUCGGGGUGCAGGGCGGACCCGCGCGCAUGGAGGACCACACCGAGCACCCUGAGCGCGCGAACGCGUCGAGCCUGGGCACCUUGCCCCAGCCUCCGCCGGCUAUACAAGCGGUGACCUUGACCCUGGUGCCUCUCGUGUGCGCCAUGGGUGUGGCCGGCAACGCCAUGGUGGUCCUGGUGGUACUCCGGGGCCGUCACAUGGUCACGCCCACCAACUGUUACUUGGUGAGCCUGGCCGCGGCGGACCUGCUGGUGCUCCUGGCGGCCGGAGUGCCCACCGUCGCCGAGGCGGCGUCCGCCCGCGUUUGGGUCUUCGGCCACGCAGGCUGCCUGGGCAUCACCUACCUGCAGUACGUGGGCAUCAACACGUCCACGGGCUCCAUCGCCGCGUUCACGGUGGAGCGCUACCUCGCCAUCUGCCACCCGCUGCGCGCCCAAACUCUGUGCACCGUGGCGCGGGCCAAGCGCAUCGCGGCUUUGGUGUGGCUGGGCACCAGCGCCUACUGCGUGCUCUGGCUCUUCCUGGUGGACACAACGGAGACCGCGUACGCCGACGGCGUGCAGGUGCAGUGCGGCUACCGCGUGUCGCGCUCUCUCUACCUGCCCGUCUACUUCCUGGACUUCGCACUCUUCUAUGCGCUGCCCCUGGGCCUGGCCACCGUGUUCUACGUGCUCAUAGCGCGCGUCCUCUUCGCACGGCCGCUGCCUCCUGCGCGCCCGGGGCACUGGGGCUCUGCGCACCAGGGCAGCCCCGCGGGCCACCAGCGCUUCUCCUGCAGGGGCAAGAAAGGCGCCCUCAACUCCCGGAAGCAGGUCACCAAGAUGCUGGCUGUGGUUUUUGCUCUGCUGUGGCUGCCCUACCGUGCCCUGGUGGUGGUGAAUUCCUUCCUGAGCCCGCCCUACCUCAACCUUGGCUUCCUUCUCUUCUGCCGGCUUUGCAUCUACCUGAACAGCGCGGUCAACCCCGUCAUCUACGCCCUUAUGUCCCAGCGCUUCCGGGAGGCCUUCCAGGGACUAUUUCAGUGCCAGCUGGCCCGGCCCAAGCUCCCGCCCCAGGAGGCCACCCCUGUGUACUACAGUGUCAUCAAAGACUGUCCCCAGAUCAGACUGGGCUCUUAGAGGGAACCAGGGAGCAUGAUGUGCAGACAGGAUCCUGGCACCUGAGGGCAAGGCCCACUACUUUAUUUCUACCGAGGAGGGAGCGGUGGAGGAGGGAGUGGCGUCCAGGGCUGUUUAGCAGAGGUGCACAGGUUGGGCACUUUACAACCCUAGGGGUCACCGUUCACAUCACAGCCUACAUUUGUAUAUUUAGUAAAACAAUUUCCCAGUUUAAUAAAUAGACAAAUCUAAGCGGGAGGCACCUUUUUAUAAUUUACACAAAGGCACUCGAGGGCCUAGAGGCAGCCUGGGUGGGUCAACAUUUGCAGAGACUGAGUAGGGUAGGAGCUAUUACCGGGGAUCUCUUGGGAAUCUGUGGGCCCUCUUCCUGAAAAUUCAGAGAGCCUUCCCCCACCCAAGGAUAAACCCCAGACGCUGCCUCCCUCUGAAUGGUGACAUGUGACUUUGUCGGGGACCUGCUCCACACAGGGCAGCCUGCUGGGCAUUACAGAUACUACGGCGAGGAUGCCAGCAGGGCCCCUGCUCUCGGGAGCUCCCAGUCUAACGGGGA